Molecule: messenger RNA, 1844 nt
Organism: Papilio polytes (common Mormon)
Lineage: Eukaryota; Metazoa; Arthropoda; Insecta; Lepidoptera; Papilionidae
Exons: 1
Coding region: 81-791 (236 amino acids)
Source: RefSeq, a predicted model, not a curated record
GUCAAGUAUUACGUCUUUGUUAUCAAAACAAAAUAUUUUCUGUCCUUUAAAGUGUUGAAAUAAAUAAUUAUCGAGUAAAUAUGGAAUCAAAAGUGUAUUCGUCGUUAUUCGCGUUAGUCGAUAGCCAUCUUUCACAGACCAGUUUAAAAGAGACUUCAUCGAACACAAAAUCUUUACCUAUACCAAACAUAAAACUUUCCCACAAUGGAAGUGUUUCGGAAUCCUUUUUACAUUCUCCAAAUCGACUGCCAAUACCUACAUUAAGUGAAAACAACAGUCAAAUACUAGACAAACUAUCAGAACAAGUUGCAAACAUGUUAAAAGCCAAAGAAAAACGAGAAUUCGAAGAGAAACAGAAGUUGGAAGAAAAACUCAACGAAAUAAAAAUCGACGAUCAGGAUUACGUUAUCGAUUUAAUGAAAGCAUUACAGACGCCUUGUGGAACAUCGAAACCUCCAGAAAUUAGCAAAAGUAGUUCAUCAGAGUCGAUAUUCGAACUAAAUUUCAACGAUUUCGACGAAGAUCUACCAACAAUUGAACCUGAACCAUUACUACCUUGUAUUACCGAUAUGUCUUAUAUAUUAAAACAAAAGGUAAGACGUGGAAAAUGCUCAACAUUUGGUAAAGUGUUAACUUCACGACUGAAGCCAGUACCAGCACCGUACAUUAAAGAAAACAUCAAAUCAAACAUUGUAAGAUUCGAUUUCAGUACAAAAUCACCUUGCGAUAUCAUUAAAGAGAAGUUACGGAAACCAACAUCAUCUUGUACAUCAAAUUAUAAUAUUGUUUGAAUAAUUUGCUGAUCUCAAGACUUGAAGUAAGCACCUUUGACUAAACAAUCGCACAAUAAUUGUCUGAUUGUCGGUUGUUUCGCAGCCUUCAACUGUUUAGCACAACUAAAUAUAACAAUGGGUGAAAGGCUGUUUGUUAUAAGCGUCAUUAGAUUAAAUGUUCAGGUGAGCCAUUUGAAGUAUUUGAAAAAAGCAUAAAAAAUUCUGAAAAUAAUAUAAAUUGAAAGGUUUUCAGACGGUUUUGAGAUUAAAAUGACUAUAAUUCUGCAUACUUCAUUGUUUAUUAACGACGCAGAAAUCACCUAUUCUGGAUGGAUAUGUAAGUCAUUAUCGCCUAAAAUGGCGGUUGAAAUAAAUAGCACCAGUAUACAGAUUCACCCAUUGAUAUAGUGUGCACUGUAAAUAAGUUUAGUGAAAGGUGUACACUAAUAGAGUCCAAAAGUAUGUCUCCGAAUUUCCAGAGGGGCCAAAUCAAAGUCAAUUACACAUAUAGAGAUAUUAAAAGCAACAAAACUCAUCAUCCAUCAUCAUCCACUUGCCCUUAUCCCUUGCGGAGGGUCGGCACAGUAUGUACUGCUCCAUACAUCUCUCUCAGUCAUAUCUGAAUCCACUCCUUUCUCGCAUAUCCUCUUUCACACAAUCCAUCCCUACUUUCUUUGGUCUAAGAGCACCAAAACUACAUUUAAUCAAACUAAAGCAUCUUUAUGUAACAGCUAUUGCCCGCAACUUUGUCUACAUUGAAAAAUCAAAUAUAGCUUAGUAUUUCGGAUUAUCCUGUACAUUAGACAAUUGGCAAGAUCCAGUCAGUUUAGGAUAUGUUUGUCUAAAUAAGAUAGAUUUAUUUGACAAAGGGCGGUGCUUUGGUGCCACGGGGCUCACAUAGUUAUGGGCAAGUCAAGUGCUUUACAUAUUUUGUCAAGCUCUUGAUCAGCUCAGGAGGGGUCACGAUCCCAUGACCUCCCCCUGGAUCCAUUGUGGACAAUUCAUUUGACAAUUUAGUAGGGUUGAUUGUGUAAAAUCAAAUUUUCGAUUUUCCAUUUUUAUUAUAGAAGU